This is a messenger RNA of Symbiodinium sp. CCMP2592, 1140 nucleotides long. NCBI's taxonomy places the organism in Eukaryota, Dinophyceae, Suessiales, Symbiodiniaceae. The record is from the annotation of a GenBank genome assembly.
AUGCCGCCGAAGAGUCGCACUGCUUCUCCCGGGCCAGUUGCCCGAAAGGAGUCAGAAGACCCAGAGGUGCGACGACGCAAUGCCGCCAACGCUGAAACCAAAGCAAAGGCAGCACCGGAGAAGAAGACGAAGGAUGCGACGCCUGCCAAAGCAGAGCAGGCCGAGCGGGCAGGAGGACGUCCGUUCUUUCGCGAGAAGUCAAUCUACGCUUUGCAACCGGAUGCCCGGUGGCUGCAGCCGAGCCUGGCUUUUCCGAUCUAUGCCAGCACGCUGCUGAUUACCCUCGCUUGCUGCUUGUUUUUGGAGCCAUCUUUCAAAGCUCUACGCUUGCAGUACACGGUUGUUGCUUCGGGCUUGCUCCUCUACCGCAUGUAUUACUAUGCGCGCAAAGAGUGGAUGCUCUUCUUUAUCGACCUGUGCUUCGUCAACAGCAUCUUGCUUUUAUACAGCCUCUGGUCUUGCGAAUCUGGCUGUUCUCGCGAAUGGUUGUUGGCGACGUACAUCGUCGCCCAAGGACCUGUGGCAGGUGCGACAUUCCCAUUGCAGACGCCGCUGACGCUCCACCACCCGGAGGCUUUCGAGAGCUUCUUCCUCCAUGCGUCGCCGAUGUGGAUGGCUUACGCUGUGCGCUGGCGCUGGCCGAAUCUUCUGGGCCCCAUCCCACCAGUCUCUGAGUUGCUGUCCGUUGGCUUCUGGCGUCUCUACUUCCCCUGGAGUGCUUGCUACCUAGUCUUCCUGCUGCUGCAGCCGUUCCUCCCGGACAGGAUAGCUGGAUUGGAGACCCUUAUGGAUGGCUUCAUCCUGCCCGCAUCCACCGCGCAGUCUCGCCUCACCGCCAAGAGACAGGAAUACUCGAAAUAUGCCUUCAAUGUGAUGAAAGCCACGAUUCUGCAUGCAGUGCUUUCUGGAUCGGGCUUCCUGGCGGCGGCCAUGGCUUACCAGUACCAUGAGGUUCAGGUCGUCUGGAUCUUCUGCGUGCUGCUCGGCUGCUUGGCCUCAGGAGCUCGGUUCUACUACCAGAGUGCGACGCCGGACUACGUACCGCCGGGAGUUUACCGUGGCUUUCGCAAUAUGGGCUUGGCCUGGGCCAUGGUCUUACCGACAUAUCUUCACUGCGCCGGAUAUGUGCCUUGGCUUUAG